AUGCAAAUCCCCCAUUUUAGUAUAUUUAAGGCACAGGCUCCAUCAUGUGAAGAUAUACCCAAGUGGUAUGGGAUUUCUGGUCCUAUCAGUGAGGAUUUUCCCAAUGAGGCUGACCUGAUGCAGACCAGAAAACUGUGUGACAGCCUCAAAUCAAAUGGUGUGUUUGAGGAUGCCUUGGAGCUGCAGCACAGAGAAAAGGUCUUGAAAAGACUGGAGUCCCUCUACAAGGAGUGGCUCACAGAACUGUGUGAAAAACAGAACUUACCUGAAUCUGUAACAGAGAAUGUUGGAGGCAAGAUCUUCCCAUUUGGCUCCUUUCAUCUGGGCGUGCACACUAAAGGUGCUGAUAUUGAUGCCCUCUGUGUUGGACCUGGAUUUGUUGAAAGAAAAGAAUUCUUCACCUCUUUCUUUGAGAAACUGAAAGCACAAGAGGAAGUUGAAGACAUACGGGCCAUUGAAGAGGCAUACGUCCCCGUUAUCAAACUGUCCUAUGAUGAAAUUGAGAUUGACUUGAUCUUUGCUCAGGUGCCAUUGAAAAGCAUUACUGAAAAUCUGGACCUCUGCAAUAACAAGCUGUUGAAGGGCAUAGACAAACGCUGUGUGAGGAGUCUCAAUGGCUACAGAGUUUCAGGGGAGAUCCUUAGCCUUGUGCCUAACGUCCACAACUUCCGACUCACUCUGAGAGCCAUUAAGCUGUGGGCUAAACGCUGUAACAUUUACUCCAACAUGCUCGGCUUUUUGGGGGGUGUAUCAUGGGCCAUACUGGUAGCCAGAAUCUGUCAGCUCUACCCACAUGCUACAGCAUCCACCCUGGUGUUGAAAUUCUUCAAGGUCUUCUCCAAAUGGGAGUGGCCAAUCCCUAUUCUCUUGAAAGAAGUAAAGGACUACCACUUUGGCUUUCCUGUUUGGGACCCUAGGGUUAAUGUGAGUGACUGCUGCCACCUGAUGCCAAUCAUCACCCCGGCGUACCCACAGCAGAACUCCACAGUCAACGUGAGUCCCUCGACCCUUGCCAUCAUGAAGGAGGAGAUGAAACGGGGCCAUGACAUAUGUGAAGAAGUACAGCAGAAAAAAGCACAGUGGUCCAAGCUAUUUGAAACUCCAGACUUUUUUGAGAAGUACCAGCAUUACAUUCUGUUGCAAGCAAGUGCGGCGACAGAGAAGCAGCAUCUUGAAUGGGUUGGCCUAGUCGAGUCUAAAAUCAGACUCCUGGUGGGAACUCUGGAGAGAAACGAGCACAUUUCUCUGGCCCAUGUUAAUCUACAUCCCUUCGCUGGAUCCAGGAAUGCCAAAAACAAGGAGGGGAGGAAGACAAAGUGGCUGAUUGCAAUCCUCUUUAAGGAGGUGUCUAAAAACCUGAAAAUAGACCUGACCUAUGACCUCCUGUCUUUCAGUGACACUGUCCAUAGUCAGGCAGAACGCUGCAAGAUAUAUGAGGAAGGGAUGACCAUAUCAGCCGCGUAUGUGAAAAGGGAAAAUCUUCACUGGGUGAUGCCUAAUGGCAAGCAAAAAAAGGUUUUCACACCAAAACCGACUCACACAGUGAGCAGUGAAACCUUGGCCACUGUGCCACCUAGUCACACACCACCUGUCAGCGCCGGCCAACAAGCCGCAGAGAGAAAAGCUUGGCCUCAGUCUGACAUGCCAGCUGAGAACCUUAAUGCUGACAAGGAAUCAGUGUCAGGGACGAGCAGCUCACCUUCUCAAGGGUCCACACCCAGCAAACCCUCCUCACCCUCCACGGUCCCACGGGCCACCAAGAGACCUUCUUCUCCACAUUCAGAAAAUCCAGCUAAGAAGCUCAAAGAAGAUAUGGAAUCAACUCCAGAGACCAAAGGCACCAGCACUAACAAGCCCACUACAGGUGUCUCACUCAGUGAAAGUCCAUCUCCCACCUUGAGCCCACCAAGUGCCAAGAGACCUGCCACUUCUGAGCCUGAGACGCCUGCCAAGAAGUCCAAAUUUGAUCUGAGUUCACCCACUGACGAACUGUCUGACAUGCCACCCGGCCCCACCGAGCCUCUUACUUCCAUGAAACGCACCAUCAAACUCAAGCUCAACAACCUAAAGGAUCUAUUUGAGGCCUUCGGACACCAUAAGCACAACAUGGAAGACCACCUGUUCCUCGAUGGCACCCUGCCACUGCUCUCUGUCUGCCUGCUGUGGAGGCUAGCUACCCACUGA
Scomber scombrus (Atlantic mackerel) is the source of this 2184-nucleotide messenger RNA. RefSeq names its product poly(A) polymerase type 3-like. The transcript has 18 exons. Gene Ontology annotation, cellular component: nucleus. The record is from RefSeq and is a predicted model, not a curated record. Gene Ontology annotation, molecular function: RNA binding; poly(A) RNA polymerase activity. Bases 1 to 2184 code for a protein of 727 amino acids. Lineage: Eukaryota; Metazoa; Chordata; Actinopteri; Scombriformes; Scombridae.